This is a messenger RNA of Physella acuta, 794 nucleotides long. Its product is annotated as actinia tenebrosa protease inhibitors. Gene Ontology annotation, molecular function: serine-type endopeptidase inhibitor activity. The record is from RefSeq and is a predicted model, not a curated record. Lineage: Eukaryota; Metazoa; Mollusca; Gastropoda; Physidae.
GUUUUGGCUAUAAAAGCCGGACGUGUUGACCACAGACGGUACCUUCUGCACCACAGCACCGACGUCUUCACGUGACCUCAGCCAACACAACCAGCAUCAUGAUGACCAAACUCGCCAUCUGCCUGUUCGCCAUGCUGUUUAUCCAGCUGUCUGUUCAACAGACUACCCCAGCCACUGAGAUCUGCUCCCAAGCACCAGACGCCGGAUCAUGCAGAGGUGUGUUUCCACGAUUCUACUACGACCCAGUAAGCGGUACUUGUGCUGAGUUUUUCUAUGGCGGAUGUGGCGGCAACUCUAACAACUUCCUCACUGUUGAAGAUUGCCAGGCCCUCUGUAAACCAGCUAGACCACAGACGGUACCUUCUGCACCACAGCACCGACGUCUUCACGUGACCUCAGCCAACACAACCAGCAUCAUGAUGACCAAAUUCGCCAUCUGCCUGUUCGCCAUGCUGUUUAUCCAGCUGUCUGUUCAACAGACUACCCCAGCCACUGAGAUCUGCUCCCAAGCACCAGACGCCGGAUCAUGCAGAGGUGUGUUUCCACGAUUCUACUACGACCCAGUCAGCGGUACUUGUGCUGAGUUUUUCUAUGGCGGAUGUGGCGGCAACUCUAACAACUUCCUCACUGUUGAAGACUGCCAGGCCCUCUGUAAACCAGCUAGAAAAUAACAAGUUUGUCCCCAUCAUUUACAAACUGAUUUAGGAUUCCUGCCAAUCUAUUUGGAUCACGAUUUUUUUUUUUGAAAAACAAUUCCGAAACUGAAAUGAGUUAAUAAAUUUGUUAAAAUGCAA